GGCCAUGGCCUGGCGGCGGCUGCCAAAACCCAACAUCCAGGCCCGCGGCGCGCUAGUGCUGCUGGUUCUGGUGGUGUGUGUGCCGGUGACCCGGGGCCGGGCGUUCGAGUGGUACUCGGCCCGUGUGAGCACCGCGUACUUGGAUCCACAGACGAACCUGACGGUGCGGAGCGUCUCUGAGAGUGGUCGCUUCGGGGAACACUCGCCCAAGGAGGGCGCACAGGGCCUGGUGGGCGUCCCGCGAGCGCCAGACCUCCACUCGGAGGGCUGCGCGCCCGAUACCCGCUUCCACGUACCCGCAUCUGGAGGCCAGAGUGCGGCGCCCUGGGUGGCUCUGGUGGCGCGCGGGGGCUGUACGUUCAAGGACAAGGUUUUGGUGGCGGCGCGGAGGAACGCCUCAGCCGUGGUGAUCUACAACGAGGAGCGCUUCGGAAACCAAACAGCGCCCAUGUCCCACGCAGGAACAGGGAAUAUAGUGGUCAUUAUGAUUAGCUACCCAAAAGGAAGAGAAAUUUUGGAUCUGGUGCAAAAAGGAAUUCCGGUAAAAAUGGCCAUCGGGAUUGGAACCCGCCAUGUACAGGAGUUCAUCAGUGGUCAGUCUGUGGUGUUUGUGGCCAUAGCCUUCAUCACCAUGAUGAUCAUCUCACUAGCCUGGCUAAUAUUUUAUUAUAUACAGCGUUUUCUAUAUACUGGCUCACAGUUUGGAAACCAGACCCAUAGAAAAGAAACUAAGAAAGUCAUCAGCCAGCUUCUACUUCAUACUGUAAAACGUGGAGAAAAGGGAAUUGAUGUUGAUGCUGAAAAUUGUGCAGUGUGUAUUGAGAAUUUUAAAGCAAAGGAUGUUGUCAGAAUUCUGCCAUGCAAGCAUAUUUUUCAUAGAACGUGCAUUGACCCAUGGCUUUUGGAUCACCGAACUUGUCCAAUGUGUAAACUUGAUGUCAUCAAAGCCCUGGGAUAUUGGGGGGAGCAUGAAGAUGAGCAGGAGAUGCCCACUCCAGAAUCUACCCUGGGAAGUGUUUCAGCUACAAAUCUCAGCGUUGCCUUACCAGAUGAAGACAGAAGUGAUGGAAGCAAUUUGCCAUCAUCUUCCACUGAUGAGUCUGUGACCCAAUGCAAUGUCAGUUUUAAAGACAGUGCAGGCGAAAACACAGCACUGUUGGUGGUGUGA
This is a messenger RNA of Chrysochloris asiatica (Cape golden mole), 1168 nucleotides long. It is a transcript of the gene RNF149, whose product is annotated as ring finger protein 149. The record is from RefSeq and is a predicted model, not a curated record. Lineage: Eukaryota; Metazoa; Chordata; Mammalia; Afrosoricida; Chrysochloridae. Bases 5 to 1168 code for a protein of 387 amino acids. The transcript is spliced from 7 exons.